Messenger RNA from Acaulospora morrowiae, 694 nucleotides. The record is from the annotation of a GenBank genome assembly. Lineage: Eukaryota; Fungi; Glomeromycota; Glomeromycetes; Diversisporales; Acaulosporaceae.
AUGGACAAUCGAAAAGAACUUUACAAUUCUAUCAUGGUUAAAGUACCAUACCCGCCGACAGUCACGGCCGAAGAAUUAUUUAAAUCACGAAAACGUUCAAAUAAUGGGAAAAGUCGGUCUAAAGUAAGCAAUAGCUUCUUGGUUUACCGUGGAGAAUAUUACAAGGAGCUAAAGAAGACGCAUCACGGCAUACCACAAUACAUGGUAUCUCGCAUGGCGUCGAAUUCAUGGAAACACGAACCAAAACAUAUUAAAGAGGCCUAUCUUAAUAUCGCUGGAGAUUUGGAUAAGUUGUUCUUGGAAUCAAACAAAAAAGCGAAUGUUCAAUUCCAACCUUUGCCUCAAACUUCCGCCACCUCGAUUCCUAUUUUUCAGGAGAUUGAAGUCAACCCUGACUUAAUAUAUAUUCAAGGCGAGUCACCAAUAGAAGAAAAUACUUUCAAUUGCGACCCUUCUCAAUAUGGGUGCCCAUGUUAUACUUAUUCUCAAUAUGAAGGAUUCUUUUCUCAAUAUGAAGGAUUCUUUUCUCAAUAUGAAGGAUUCUUUUCUCAAGAAGAGAUAUAUUUUAAUGCUUAUCAAGAUGUGUACCUAAAUUAUUUUUGUCAAGAGGAAUUAGAUUGGUAUACAUAUUUUAUGUCACAACCAGAACAACUAUAUUUUGAUGCAAACUGGUGUCAUUUAAUACCAUUACCUC